Messenger RNA from Didymosphaeria variabile, 2172 nucleotides. RefSeq lists its product as uncharacterized. Gene Ontology annotation, molecular function: protein serine/threonine kinase activity; ATP binding. Gene Ontology annotation, cellular component: cytoplasm. The coding region runs from base 1 to 2172 and encodes 723 amino acids. The transcript is spliced from 3 exons. Gene Ontology annotation, biological process: intracellular signal transduction; protein phosphorylation. Lineage: Eukaryota; Fungi; Ascomycota; Dothideomycetes; Pleosporales; Didymosphaeriaceae. The record is from RefSeq and is a predicted model, not a curated record.
AUGAACGCAGGCGUCCGGACAGGCACUUUGCUCGCGGCUAACCCGAACCGUGAACCUGCGGCGCCACCGAACCAUCCACGCGGUGAGCGAAACACGACGGUGCCGCCGCAGCGCUCCAUCAACACUGCGAAGAUGACUUCGCAGCAGGGCCGCCCUCUGUCCCCCACCCAACUCUCCGCCCUGGCGGCCCCUCGUUCUGCGCGCAUCGAGUCACACGCCGACUCGCAGAAUGCGAUAAGCAACUCCUCUAUCGCGCUCCACUCCACCGGCAAUGCAACCUCGAGUCACUUGAACGCGCACCUCCCGCCUCUCAACACGCACGACUCAUCCGACCCGUCGCUGCCACGCUUUCACAUCCGCAACCCCUCCGCCCACGGCCUCUCCCUGAACACCGACGUAUUAUUCAUGAAGGCUGCUGAGCGCCUCGCGAACGAGUCGACGAACGAGGAGGGCAGCACGGGGGAGUCGCUGCGGCACUCGGCCACUGCGCCCAUUGCAAUACAGGAGGGCUAUUUGCGGAGUACCUUUUCUGCGGGGAGCAUGACCGGAUCGCUGUCGCCUGGCUCAGCACUCUCGUCACCCGCAUUGAACGCUCUGGUCGACCUCACUCCGCUUCCCUCGCCGCUGGUCAUGAGUGAUUCGCCGGGAUCAUGGACUAGGGGCGGCGUUUCGUUUCGCCCUCGCUCAAGAGGCGCGUCAGGUUCGUCACGAGACGACUCGUUCGCCAUGUUUAGUAGAGGAGGAGCCACCUUGUCGCCCUCACCUUCACUGAAAAAGAAAGGAUAUCAAAAAUUGAAGACCGCCGGAGAACAGGCAGUCGAUGCAAGCAUGCAGACCCAGCACAAGAACGAGGCAACUCGCGAGAGGAACAGGAGCCUUAGCGAGUUCAGGCCCGACACCAUGCACAAUAUCGGUUCGCGACAUGUCACGAUUUCAGGUGUAGCACCCCAAACGUCUCAGCCCGAUGCAACGUUCGAGUCUCGACUCCACCGCGAGGCAUAUCUGGCCGCACAGCGAGGCCUGGUACCAGCCACAGUUCCUGCGGGUCUGCCUACACCACCGGCUAGCAAUCGGAGCGUCACUGAGAGUGAAGAGGAAGAGGUUGGAGACGACGACAAGAUCGACUACAUAAUUGUGAGACAGGGCCCGCAGAUGGCCAAGAAGCUCUGGCGCCCAGUACGCCAGCUUGGUCAGGGAACAUUUAGCAAGGUCUGGUUAGCAACAAGCGAGAAGCGUCCAGCCAGCGACCCACUUGAUGAGACCACACUCGAUCCCCGCAAGCUUGUCGCCAUAAAAAUCGUCGAGCACGGUCCGGCAGGCGGCGCGGACGAAGAACGCGUAGAACUAAGCCUGAAGCGGGAAGUUGAGAUGCUCCGCUCGGUCUCUCAUCCUUCGCUCGUCCAUCUACGAGCGUUCGAUAAUGGUGCAUCGCAAGCGCUGCUUGUUUUGACCUAUUGCCCCGGUGGUGAUUUGUUCGACGUUGCCAGCACGAACCGCGAACUACUCGGUGUGGACCUCGUUCAGCGUAUAUUCGCUGAGCUGGUCAGUGCUACGCGAUAUCUUCAUGACAAGCUCAUCGUGCAUCGCGACAUCAAAUUAGAAAAUGUCCUCCUUAACAUUCCCGUCUCUACAGUACCUCUACUCAAGAACCCACGUUCACAUCCGUACCCCAUUGCAACACUUACGGAUCUGGGUCUCUCGCGUCGUGUUCCUGCCCCGCCGGAAUCACCUCUUUUGACUACUCGCUGUGGCAGUGAAGAUUAUGCUGCUCCUGAAAUACUCCUAGGCCAGCCAUAUGACGGCCGUCAAACUGAUGCCUGGGCGCUCGGUGUCUUGCUCUAUGCGCUAAUAGAAGGUCGCCUACCAUUCGAUUCCCCACCUGGCAAGCCUGCACGCAGCCGGCCUGCUCAUCGUAUCGCACGAUGCGAUUGGAUGUGGAUCAGGUUCGGUGACGAUGACGGCGAGUGGGACACGGAGAAGGGCAAGGAGUGGGAAGGCGCGCGAGCUUGCGUCGAGGGUCUCCUGAAGAAGGUGUCACGAGGACGCAAGAGCCUUGAAGACAUUGAGAAGAUAGAUUGGGUGCAGAACGGCAUCCAGGUGGAAGGCGGUAUGAGACGCAGGAUUGAGGAUGAAGAGUCGGAACAGACCACGUCCGACAUGAACGUGAGGUAA